UUGGUUUCUUACUGUUGACGGAAAAUAUGUCCGCUGAUAAGCCCGAGAGUAGUUCAGCAUCCGAAGAUCUCGCCCUCUUGGACUCUAUUAGCCACCGUAUUCUUGCUGAUGAUUUUGAAUCUUCUUUCACUUCUUUAGACGACGUCGUCUCCUUCGACCGGCCACCACCUUUACAUGGUGGAACUACUUCCAGCUUCACCAGCCUUCUCCUCAAGAAUUCCACUCUACCGUUAGACAUUGACGAUGAAUUUAGCUUUGCGUGUCCUCCGCCUGGAAAAGUGGAUACGCCGCCGCAGGAGGUGAGUGAAAAAAGGUUGCAGUACAGGGGAGUGAGGAGGAGACCGUGGGGAAAGUACGCGGCGGAGAUAAGGGAUCCCGAGAAGAAAGGAUUGAGGGUUUGGUUAGGAACUUACGAAACGGCUGAAGAUGCUGCUUUGGCUUACGACAAAGCCGCUUUCAAGAUCCGUGGAUCAAAAGCUAAGCUCAAUUUCCCUCACUUGAUUGGCUCAGGUAGCAUAGAACCCGUAAGAGUGGGUCCACGGCGUCGCUCGUCACCUGAGCCGUCGUCUUUUUUAUCAUUUUCCGCCGGGGAUAGCAGUAGCUCGACUACACCGAUGCCAAGAAAUAAGUGAAUUAACUAAUGGCUUGGUGGCUGAUGCGAAUCCGAUGGCGGUAUAUCAUUUAAUUUUAUCUGAUUAAUUUGCUUUCACUUUUCAAAGCAUGAAAUGUCAU
This is a messenger RNA of Hibiscus syriacus, 732 nucleotides long. Its product is annotated as ethylene-responsive transcription factor 13-like. The record is from RefSeq and is a predicted model, not a curated record. Bases 27 to 632 code for a protein of 201 amino acids. Gene Ontology annotation, biological process: ethylene-activated signaling pathway; regulation of DNA-templated transcription. Gene Ontology annotation, molecular function: DNA-binding transcription factor activity; DNA binding. The transcript has a single exon. Lineage: Eukaryota; Viridiplantae; Streptophyta; Magnoliopsida; Malvales; Malvaceae.